Messenger RNA from Ylistrum balloti, 1172 nucleotides. Its product is annotated as WD repeat-containing protein 82-like. The transcript is spliced from 9 exons. Gene Ontology annotation, cellular component: Set1C/COMPASS complex. Gene Ontology annotation, molecular function: chromatin binding; protein binding. NCBI's taxonomy places the organism in Eukaryota, Metazoa, Mollusca, Bivalvia, Pectinida, Pectinidae. The record is from RefSeq and is a predicted model, not a curated record.
AUGCGACAAGACGCCAUCAAUUAAUCAAAACGAGUUGAAAUGAGAGAACCGGCAAACAUGAAACUUACAGAUUCAGUCGUGCAAAAUUUUCGAGUUGCUAAAAUUUUUAGAGAAAAUACAGAUAGAAUUACGAGCUUAGACUAUUCAGCUAAUGGCGAAACGCUUAUUUCAAGCAGCGACGAUGAUUCAAUUGUAAUUUACGAUUGUCAGAACGGAACACCAAAACGAACCCUGAACAGUAAGAAAUAUGGAGUUGAUUUGAUUUGCUACACUCAUGCAGUUAACACAGCUCUUCACAGCUCAACAAAAGUUGAUGAUACUAUUAGAUACCUGUCUCUUCAUGACAAUAAGUAUAUACGAUACUUUCCCGGACAUACCAAAAAGGUAGUGACAUUAAAUAUGUCACCAAUCAAUGAUUCCUUCCUGUCAGGAUCCCUGGACAAAACUAUCCGCCUCUGGGACCUUCGGUCACAAAAUUGCCAGGGUUUGAUGCAUUUGCCUGGUCGUCCAGUAGCUGCAUUUGAUCCUGAUGGCCUCAUUUUUGCAGCAGGAAUCAAUUCAGAGAUUGUCAAAUUGUAUGAUUUGAGAUCUUUCGAUAAGGGUCCCUUUACUUCAUUCAAACUAUCACAAGAUCGUGAUUGUGAUUGGACUGGGAUGAAGUUUAGUCCUGAUGGUAAACUUAUCCUCAUCUCCACAAAUGGCCAAGUCCUCAGACUGAUCGACGCAUUCCAGGGAACACCUCUUCAGACAUUUAUGGGUUUUCAAAACAACAAGGGAAUUCCACUAGAGGCAUCCUUCAGUCCAGAUUCUCAGUUUGCUAUGUGUGGUUCUACUGAUGGCCGGAUACAUACAUGGAACACAGAUACAGGUGUCAGGGUGUCUGUUCUCAACUGUGAUCAUCCUGGACCAGUUCAGUGUGUUCAGUUCAACCCCAAAUACAUGAUGCUGGCAACUGCUUGUACAAACAUGGCAUUCUGGCUCCCUUACAUAGAUGACUGAGUUCAAUAUUUGACACUAUUAUGACACAAGGUGUGUUUGAAUAUUCUUAAUAUGUGGUCACUCCAGGUCAGGAGGGCAAAAACAUGUAAAACUGUGAUUUAUAAUAUGCUGAUGGUACAAACAUUUGGCAACCUACCAUUAAGAAUGCUGUUUACAGUGAUUGGCCCAUGUGC